Molecule: messenger RNA, 3243 nt
Organism: Aureococcus anophagefferens
Lineage: Eukaryota; Pelagophyceae; Pelagomonadales; Pelagomonadaceae
Exons: 1
Source: RefSeq, a predicted model, not a curated record
AUGCUCCCCUGGGACGAGGGCCUCUACAGCUUCCCCGUGCCCUGGGCCGUCCGCUGCAUCUGCUUCUCCCACGUCCAGCUCGUGCGCGACGCGCGCUUCGAGAUGAUCGUCAACGGCACGAUCGGCCUCGUCGCCGUCGCGCUCACGCUCCACCUCAUCAACAAGCCGGACCUGUCGAAGCCGUCCUCCGCGGAGCUCUUCUUCUUCGUCACCCUCGUCAAGUUCCUGUCGCUCUUCGUCUUCGCGGCGGAGAUGGUCGUCAAGAUCGUCGCCGAGGGCACGCGGCCGCUGAGGUACUGGACGGGGCCCGAGAGCGGCAUCAACACCUUCGACUCGACCAUCGUCAUCCUGUCCUUCGCGCUGAUGGGCGGCGGCGGCGGCGAGGCCAUUCUGCCGGUGCUGCGCCUCGCGCGCCUCGUGAAGUUGCUGAACCGGUCGCCGGAGACGCGGCGCGUGCUCUACGGCAUCAUCGCGGGCUUCCGGGCCAUGGCGUCCAUCGUCGUCCUGCUGACGAUGAUCCUGUUCUUGUACGCCAUCAUCGGCGUCAAGAGCUUCGGGGAGAACGACCCGGCCCACUUCGGGACGCUGCCCGUGGCCAUGCUCACGCUCUUCGUCGCGUCGACGCUGUCCGACUGGAGCCACAUGAUGGCCAUCAACUACAAGGGCUGCGACAAGGGCGGCGAGGACUGGGGCUACGUGCUCACCGACGAGCUGACGAAGUUCGAGACGGCCGUGGGCCGCUUCUACAACUACGACUGCUACGACCCGACGCCCCGGAAGUUCGACGCGAUCGUCUACUUCUACUCCUUCACGCUGCUGACGGCCUUCGUCGUCCUGAACCUCUUCAUCUCGGCCAUCGACAUGGCCAUGUUCGACAUCUUGUACGCCGACAAGGUCGAGGAGCACGCGGAGAACGCGGAGAAGGACGAGGGCGCGGCGCCGCCGCCCGUGACCGCGAGCCGCCGCAUGUCCUUCGCGGACCCGCAGGCCAUGGUGCCCGGCGCGGCGAUCCCGGGCAAGCGCGCGUCCAUCCUCGCCGAGGCGGGCCUCGCGGGCACGGCGACGAAGCGCGCGUCCAUUUUAGCGGACGCGGGCCUCACGCCGUCGCUCGCGCCGCCGCCCGAGCGCAAGUCGUCGACGGGCCUCGUCGGCGGCCUCAGCGCCGCCGCGACGAACCUGAAGCGGGGGUCCAUCUUCGACAUGGUGCGCAUGGGCCCCAUGGGCGGGCGCAAGUCCAUCGCGCCGCCGAAGACGGCCGAGGAGAUGUGCACGCAGAUGCUCGAGGGCCCGGAGAAGGAGAACUUCGACGCGGUCUUCGAGCAGUUCUUCGAGCCGCGCAUCUCGAAGCUCGACGAGGAGGAGGAGGACCUCGGCGCGCUGAAGCCCCUCGUGACGACCGCGCGGUGGAUCUGCAACGGCCACGUCUUCCCGACGAUCGUCGUCGUCUGCAUCCUCAUCGCGGGCCUCAUCGAGGCCUUCGCCAUCGACCCGGAGGAGCCCGUGGACGAGGACACGCUCGCGCUCAUCGACACGUCCGUGCUCGGCGUCUUCUGCGUCGAGUGCGUGCUGAAGAUUUUGGCGUGCGGCCGCGCGCCGUACCGCUACUUCGCGGACUCGUGGAACGUCUUCGACUUUGUGAUCGUCUGCAUCUCGGUGCUGGGCAUGAUCCCCGCGGCGGCGGACUCCAUCCCCGGCGUCGCCAUGCUGCGGCUGCUGCGGCUGUUGAAGCUCGUGAACUUCUACCCCGCGCUGAACGUCGCGGUGUCGUCGAUCAUCAAGGCGUCGGCGAACAUCUUCUACGCGGCCAUCGUGCUCGUGCUCGUGGUCUACGUCUACGCCGUCAUCGGCAUCCUCAUCUUCCGCGUCAACGACCCGGGCCACUUCGGGACGCUCCACCAGGCCAUCGCGGCCGUCUGGGCCGUGUGCACGACGGACGGCUGGGACGUGAUCAUGUACACGAACAUGUACGGCUGCGUGCGCUUCGGCUACCCCUUCAACGAGGUCGAGUGCGCCAACUCGCGGAGCUUCGGCUGGAUCGCGGCCUUUUACUUCACGUCCCUGGUCCUCGUGGGCGCGUGGAUGCUCCCGACGGUCAUCAUCGGCAUCACGACGAUCGCGUUCGCCGAGUCCACGGAGGAGAUCAAGGAGGAGUACGCCCAGCUCAAGAUGGCCCUCGACGUGGCGAAGAAGGCGGCGGUCCUCUUCGACACGCCCUGCAUCGGCCCGGACAUCGUGCCCCUGUUCCACGGCGUCUACAUGCGCAUGGCCGAGGAGCAGGUCAAGGCGAAGAUGCUCGAGUUCCGCAUCGAGACGACGCAGCAGCAGGAGGGCAACGGCGGCCUGCGCGACUUCAUGAUGCGGCCCCUGGUCAAGUACCUCUGCGCCAACUACCUCACGGGCCUGCUGCCGCCGAACCGGACGCGGCUGAGCGACGACAAGUGCAACGCGAUCUUCGAGGCGGCGUGCGCGGACUACUGGAAGGAGGCCAAGUGCCCCUGGCCCACGUUCCUGUUCCUCCUCAACUUCCUCAAGUGCAGCGCCAUGUACAUGCCCGACGAGGCCGAGGGCGACGAGGAGUUCAGCGACGAGGACGAGUCCGACCGGGGCGCGCCGAAGAAGCGCAUGUCGCAGCGGCUGAGCGCGCUCGGCUCCGCGAUCUGGGGCAGCCAGAAGACGGAGCCCCGGUCGAAGAAGAAGAAGAAGAAGCGGAAGAAGAAGAAGGAGAAGACGACGCCCGAGCCCCUGGCCGAGGAGACGAAGAUCCCGGACCCCUUCGGCGACGUCGCCGGCGCGGGCCUCGCGGAGGCGCAGCACCUCAACGAGCUCGCGCGCAAGGCCCCCGUGCUCGGCGAGACCAUGGAGUUCCUCGAGGAGACGGAGAAGGGCCUCGAGACGGAGCUCGUCGGCGUCGGCACGCCCUCGAAGGCGGCCCAGCGCCAGUCGCUCGUCGCGCAGUUCUUCUGCGGCGAGACGGACCCGGAGGGCCGCGCGAACGCGCCGGGCGACUUCCCCGCGAGCCCCUUCUGCAGCGGCGGGCGCGGGGGCGCCGGCGACGCGCCCGCCGAGGACCCGCCCGCGCCCCCGAAGCAGUGACCGCGGCGCGGCCCGCCCCUCCCCCCCCCGCGACCGCGGCCGGCCGGCGGCCCCGCCCGACCAAGACGCCCCCCUCCCGCCGCCGGCCCCGGUACCGCGGACCCCCGCUCUCCCCCCGUGUCCCGCAUGCAUUUAGAGUUUGUUGCUUUU